Molecule: messenger RNA, 417 nt
Organism: Pelagomonas calceolata
Lineage: Eukaryota; Pelagophyceae; Pelagomonadales; Pelagomonadaceae
Source: the annotation of a GenBank genome assembly
AUGCUUCGAGAUGUAUACUCUGGACGUUUGAAGCUCCAUGGCGAGGAACAUGAACAAACCGCCAUAGCAGCCAACAACUACGCGGCGUCCCUAUUAACUCUAAAGCGCCACGAAGAAGCCAAGGCAUUGUAUCGCAAAACGAUACCCGUGGCGCGGCGCGUUAGCGGGAAGAAUGAUGAGGAGCUCACGCUCAAAUUGGGGUGGAAUUACGCGGACGCGCUCUACACGGACCCCGACGCAACGCUCGACGAUAUCCGCGAGGCCGUGAGGACACUCGAGGAUUUGGAACGGACCACGCGGCGCGUGCUCGGCGGCGCGCAUCCGUUCGCAACGGGGAUUGUGGACGCUCUACGACAGUCGCGAGCCACGCUCCGCGCCCGCGAAGCCGGGAAGAGCGUGGUCUUCGAAUAUACAUAA